AUGGUGACAUCAAAUAUGGUGUCUUCUUCUUCUGAUAAGCCAUACAGUAUAACAAACAUCAAGGCAUACAUUCCAUUCACUCUUGAUCUGGAACGUAUGAACUAUGAUGCAUGGCAUGACGUAUUUGAAACCCAAUGUGUCACUUUUGGAGUUAACGAUCAUCUCAGCCAACCAGAUGACAAAGCUGCGGACAGAUCUGACAAAAAGGAAUGGACUCGUGUUGAUUCUCUUGUCAAGAUGUGGAUUUUUGGUACUAUGACUCAAUCCUUGACCCAGACUAUACACAAGAAGAAUCAAACUGCUGUUGAUCUAUGGAGUGCUCUGGAAAAUCUGUUUCAUGACAACAAGGAUACUCGAGACAUGCAAUUGGAUCAAGAAUUGCACAAUAUCUCUCAACGAGAUACCUCUGUUAACGCCUACUGCUCCAGAAUCAAGAACCUUGCUGAAUUGCUCGAGAAAAAUGAAGCUCCCGUCCCUGAAAAGAAUCUGGUAAGUUAUACCAUCAAUGGUCUCCAUUCUCAUUUAGAUCAUAUUGCAAGUAUCCUCCGUCAUCGCACUUCGUUCCUUACUUUCUUGGAAACUCGUUCAAUACUUGCGCUUGAAGAGAAAGCUAUGAAUCAACUUCAAUAG
Molecule: messenger RNA, 630 nt
Organism: Lactuca sativa (garden lettuce)
Lineage: Eukaryota; Viridiplantae; Streptophyta; Magnoliopsida; Asterales; Asteraceae
Source: RefSeq, a predicted model, not a curated record